AUGCCGAUUAGCGAACGAGGUCGGGAAAAAUUGCAGUCAUCGCCGGAUCCUUCGUCUUCCGAUAAAAAGAAGCGAGGGAGCAUCUUUAGGAGGGCCAGUCUUUCGCGAAAGAAAAAUAAAGAAGAUGUCUCUAAGCGGGCGAAGAGUAGAGAGCGAAAUCUUGUCGCUGACGCUGUUGAUAUGUGCCCCCAAACACCAGAGGAUAACAAGAAGAAGUCAUCAUCUCUUCCCCGAGAAACUAAGUCAAACUUCAUGCGUGACAGAAAGUCGAAACGCGAAUCGGGUCGGAGAAAAACGCUCGACCUUGACUCCAAAUCCGAAUCCAUCAAAUUCACUUCCUUGAAAGAGUCUGUCGCGCGCUCAAGCUGCGAAAAACUAGCGCUGCCAGAGAUUGUUGGGGCGACGAUAAAAGAGAUCGAGAAACGCGGAUUGAGCGAAAAAGAAAUUUACCGAGUUCCAGCGCCAAAGGUUGAUGUCAUGAGCAUUAUCAAGUCGUAUGGAGAAAUGGACAUUGUCGACUUGACAAAGACAGACAUUCACAUCGUCGCGGCGUCUCUAAAAAUCUUCGUUGGCAAACUGUCUGGAAAUCUGCUCGAUUGCAUGCAUGACCAGAUCGAAGAAUUGGCGAAAGAACCAGAUACUUUCGUCGAAAAAACAAAGAUACUCAUCGAAUCGAAAAUCUUCCCUCCUGAAAACUACAAUAUCUGCUCGUGGCUUUUCACUCAUUUGAACAAUGUCGUACAGUCAUCGCAAAACUCGCAGUCUAUCGAAAGUCUCAGUCCGAUUUGGGUGCCGAAUUUGAAGAUCUCGAAGGCUCUUUUUCAAAGCAUGGUGAACUUUGCCCCAGGUCUUUUCGGAAAGGUCGAUCUUGAUCCGGGAAGAGCGAUUAUCCGCUGGAAAGACUCUUCAACAAACCUCGCCAUUCCAGAGGACGUGACGCUGGAGUGGCUGAAAGAAGAGACCGAUUGCCAGGAGAAAAUUCUUUCCAAACUGCACUCCCUUGAAAACCCGGACUCGCAUUCGGAAGAGCGAAUGUGGGAAGUCCAGAGGAUAAAGACCGCUCUCAAGAGGAAGCAGAAGCACAUGAAGAAAGAGAAGGAGGAGAAAGAAGCCGAAGAAAUGAAGUUCUUGCUUUUGGAGGAGAAAAAAGCCCUCAUCGCGCAAGAAGAGCUGAUCAAGAUGCAAAAUCAUCUUCGCCGAAAACUUGAGUACGAAAAGGCGAAACUGGAUGUCCUCCGCGCCCAAGAACCGAACAUCGAACAAGUGUCUCUCCAAGGCAGCGAGUCAGAAGACGAACUCGAUCGGGAACAGCUUCGAGAACUCUGCGACGAGCUAGUGAGGGAAAACGAACGACUUGAGAAGGAAAAUGAAAAGAUCAUCGAGAACAUAAACGAGGAAAGACAACGGCUUGUUGAAGCAAACAUUGCUUAUCGAGUCAAGAACGAAAUUCUCAACCAAGCUUGA
Messenger RNA from Oikopleura dioica, 1464 nucleotides. The record is from the annotation of a GenBank genome assembly. Lineage: Eukaryota; Metazoa; Chordata; Appendicularia; Copelata; Oikopleuridae.